UUUAGAAGUCUUUCAUGCUUUUGUUGUAGACAAAGUAAUUGACUAGCCAAAAUAAAUCUCAUUUAAAUGUUUGAAUGUGGUUCAAAGUGACGUUAUCAAUUAGCUACUCAAUAAUGUAUGCACUGCAUACUAGCUAGUGCAUUCAACAUAUCAUAAAUUAAGCGGACCGGAGCAGAUAUAUGAUAUUCUGAGUCGGCCGUCAAAGACGAUCAAUAGUUUCUCGUAGAACUUGGCAACGUUAACAAUAAGAAGGACGAUGGUAACAAAGAAGAUAAGGUCGGAGUAUAUGAAGAAAUUCAAAGAUCCAAAAUGGGAAACCUACUCCAAGUGCUACGAGGAUUUGCUGAAGUAUAGACUCACCCGGCGGCUGUUGGAGUACACCCAUAAUCCGUGGUUCUGGGGGGGUUGCGAGAGCGACUCAGACUCCAGCGGGAGGUCGACUCCCCCCAACAAGAACAAGGUCGCUCCCGUGGUCGCCAAAGAAGGAACGGUUCCAGAAGAGUCAUCGGAAGCACAGGAGCAGGGCAAGAAGGCGGCAGCGUUGGAACCGUCACCUCCAGAAGAUGCACAGGACGCUGGGAUCGGGGAACCGAGUCAGGAGGCGGAAGGAAACACGGUGCCGGACGACCACGCCCCCACGAUGCCCAGACUGUCCCGAAAACCAACCAGGACCAAGAGUAAGCCAGCCGCAGCUGCGGCAACCGCCGAGGAGCGGCAUCCCUUCGCUCUGUACGGCUGGGCGGAGCAGCAGGCCGACAUGGCCAGGAAGAAAACGCACAACGUGCGCCCGGUGGCCUCCACCAGGGAGAUUCACGCGUCUGCUUUGCGCGCUAAGAGCAGACGGGAGGUUGAGAAGCGGAUGAAGACACUCGACCGGCGACGCGUGCGCUCAGCAGACCUGGACAAACUGCACAAGGUCAAGCCAGCCCCAGAAUACAACCCCUGGAUGACGGAGUAUAUGCGCUGCUUCUCCGCUAGGUCCAGGUAGGACUGGGGGCACAGGUGCAGGUAAAACGACCGUCUGCACGGACGGCACAUUCUUCCCUCUCACAAUCUUUUGGGCGCAUUGUGGUAAGGGAAUUGGCUUAGCUUUCUCGUAUAACAAUCAGGAUAGAUGGAUCAGGUCAUCUGUCUCACAGACCAAUCAGGAUAGGGAAAUUGUGUCUGAGUUUGUUUAGUUGGUGUUAGCAGUGUAGUGGAGAAGAUUCGUUUAAUCUUGGAG
Molecule: messenger RNA, 1222 nt
Organism: Megalops cyprinoides (Indo-Pacific tarpon)
Lineage: Eukaryota; Metazoa; Chordata; Actinopteri; Elopiformes; Megalopidae
Product: centriole, cilia and spindle-associated protein-like
Exons: 4
Coding region: 257-988 (243 amino acids)
Biological process (GO): regulation of mitotic spindle assembly
Cellular component (GO): ciliary basal body; ciliary transition zone; spindle
Molecular function (GO): microtubule binding
Source: RefSeq, a predicted model, not a curated record